CCGCCCCGCCCGCUUGCGUCCGAGGGACACUCUCCCGCGGCUGCGCCAGCCGCACCGCCCAGGAGACAAAGCGCCGCUGUGGCCGUCGCUGCCACGGAGCGGGUCUGGGCCAUGGCCGGCCGCCUCCCGGCCCCGCUCAUCCUGUCCCGCCACCGCCCUAGGCCUGCGCAGCGAGGUACCUGAGCAUCAACUACCUGUCAGGGACUGGAAUUCGGACAAAAAAAUCCCUGUCCUCCUGGAGCAGGCAAAAAUGACCCAGAUUCAGAAACAAAGGCCCAAGGAGGCUAACAGCUUGCCUGGGGUCACCCAGCCUGGAUACUGCAGAGCUGACGUGUGAACCGAGUGACCUGUGACUAGCUGACCAGAAGGCGGGGCGGCAAGCAGUGGCCUAAGAGGGUCCCACUGAGUUGCCUGGGCUUUGAACUCUGGAGCCUCCCAAGCCGCUGGGAUUACAGGCGCCCGGCUGCAGUGUUAACCUUCGAUCUGUUGGUUAAUUAUUCAUCUCCUUCCACCAGCAUGUUGGUACCACAAGGGCAGGGACCCUGUCAAUCUUGUUUAUUGUUGUGGCCCUGGUGCACAAAAGGUGCUUAAUAUUUGAUGGACAAAGUAAGUCCCUGCAACACUGUCCAGGGUGGUGGAAACAGCCUGGCCUGAAAUGAAACCUGGGUUUGACUUUCAGCUCUGCCCAGUUUGCCUUGUGACUUUGGGGGAGUGACUAAAUUCUGUGCCUCUUUCCUCAUCUGUCAAAUGGGAGUACAGCCAGUCCCCACCACCCAAGGUUUGCUGUGUGAUUAAAUAGUGAGUAUGUUAAGUGGCACACGUAGGACAUUUGGGGACGCAGAGCGACAGGAGGCCAGGAGGCUGGCUGCGGGACUGUGAGACCCAGGCAGAGUCCCGCCUGCUCCAGGGAGUGUGCAAGCUCAGGCGGCCGCGUCCACUCUGAGCCUCAGUUUCCUCACCUGUGGCAUGGCCGGGUUGGUGCGGAGAGAGGGGCCGUGAGGCGCUGGGACGGCGAAUAACCGGCCGUCCUGGUGCGGGACAGCCCGCGCUGCCCCCAGGCCUGGCCGGCCACCAUGAAGCUGAACGAGCGCAGCCUGGCCUUCUACGCCACGUGCGACGCGCCGGUGGACAACGCGGGCUUCCUCUACAAGAAGGGCGGGCGCCACGCGGCCUACCACCGCCGCUGGUUCGUGCUGCGCGGCAACAUGCUCUUCUACUUCGAGGAGCCGGGCAGCCGCGAGCCUGUGGGCGUCAUCAUCCUGGAGGGCUGCACGGUGGAGCUGGUGGAGGCCGCUGAGGAGUUCGCCUUUGCCGUGCGCUUCGCGGGCGCGCGGGCGCGCACCUACGUGCUGGCGGCCGAGAGUCAGGCGGCCAUGGAGGGCUGGGUGAAGGCGCUGUCGCGGGCCAGCUUCGACUACCUGCGGCUCGUGGUGCGCGAGCUGGAGCAGCAGCUGGCGGCCAUGCGCGCGGCGGGCGGCGCGGCCCCGCCCCGCAGGCCCAGCGCGCUCCCGCCGCGGGAGAACGGCUGCGCCUGCGCCGUGUGGAGCGCCGAGACCCCCGCCGCCCCCACCGCGCGGCCGGGCCCGGAGCGGCCCACGCUGCCUCCGCGCCGCCGGGCCUCGGCUCCGCACGGUCCCCUGGACUCGGCCCCCUUCAUCCGGCUGCACGAGUGGUACGGGCAGGAGGUGAGGGCGCUGCGCAACCAGUGGCUCAGCAGCAGGGCCCGGCCCUGAAGUCACGGACCCAAAUCCCAGCCGAGCUAGAGACGCCGGGCCUGUCCCGGGGACCUUAAGACUGUGCCCCACCGCCCGUCCUGUCGCUAAAAGGAGCCAGGUCCUGGGGCUGCCCUAGGGGUCUGAGGGGUUGGCUCUUGCGGGCAACUGGCCUCCCGGCUCGGCCGGACACGUGGCUCUGUCCCCAGGGCGCCUUCCCGGGCGGAGAGAGGGCUCGGGCGCAGCGCCACUCAUGGCUGGACCUUUUGCUGUAGCACCUGCCAGAGAAGCUGCCCUGCCCGGGCCAUCCGCCGCCUCCAGAAGCGGCAGGUGCGGGUUUUAGUGCGAGACCUUAGGGUGAGCUCAUCUGGUCCCAGGCUCCUGGAGGCCAUGCUCCUUGCGGGCAGCAGCCUCGGGCCCCCUCAUGCUGUCCUUGACUGCGUUCCUCAGUCACCUCCCCAGCCAGCUCUUUCCCCAGGCCUGGGUGGGACCUCUCUGCUGGCUGCCUGACCUCUAGCCCUGGGCUGGGCAGCUCUUUCCAGUAGGUUCCUGGGGGGAGGGGCACUUCACUGCUGACUCACACGGCAAGGGCCAGGUACUGACCCCGUGGGCAACAGCAGCUGCAGAGCUGUGCUUGGCCUCCAGCCCCUGUAUCCCCGAUUUCCCAGGACUCCUGUGCUUAGAGGCCAGCUGCUGACUGGCUUUCCUUCUCACUCACCACAGUGCCCAUUCUUCAUCCAGGAAGAACCCUGGGGCCGGGACACCCCUGGCUCCACCUGGGUCAUGUUUACAGUCCUCAGCUUCCUGCACCAGGGAGCCCUGAGGACACCUCACCUCCACCUUUAUUCCCCGAAGGCUGCUCCUUGGUGACCUACAGACUCAGCCCCUACUCCUUCCUCUUCUGUCUUUGGAGAGCCUGGGGCUGGGGAAAUAUUGGGAGGGGUCUGCAAUCAAGGCCUCCCCAGCUCCCUGCUGGCUCAGUGGGCUGGGGCUUGUCUGGGGCUGUGAAUUUUAUUUUUAAAUAUUUAGGAUGUUCUUUUUUGUUUGUUUUUCUGGCAAUGGAACUUGGUGUUUGCACUGCUUUUGUUCCUGUUGGGUGGCAGGAAGAAAGCCACUUCAGCUUGGGUGGCACAGCCCCCAGGGAGGGGUGGCCUCAGCUGCAGAGGCACAGUUGGCUCUGAGAUGCCAAGGUGCUUGGACAGGGGAUCUCAUCUGUCCUUUGCCUUCUCUCUGGCAAGCCCUGCUGUCCCCUGGCCACGUGCCUCUGGAGUCUUGGUACAAUCCCUCAUUCCUCUCCGAGUACUGAGCAGUAUGGGUGAUGGUGGCUCCUGUCCACAGGCUCUGGGGCUCAGGAAGACCUGGCCAGGCCCAGCUGGUGGGUGCAAGUUUACAAAUUCUAAAGGUACAGUGACCCCAGUCUCCUGGGGGCAAGGGAUGCUCCCCUCCUCCCAAAGCACACCAUGCAGUCCAGCUGCCUCCAGGGUUGAAUUUGGGGAGAAAUGUGAGCCUGGGAGGGAGAUAUAAGGGCUCAAAUAAAGAAGUCUGUCGAAGA
Molecule: messenger RNA, 3264 nt
Organism: Marmota flaviventris (yellow-bellied marmot)
Lineage: Eukaryota; Metazoa; Chordata; Mammalia; Rodentia; Sciuridae
Gene: Pheta1
Product: PH domain containing endocytic trafficking adaptor 1
Biological process (GO): receptor recycling; retrograde transport, endosome to Golgi; endosome organization
Cellular component (GO): early endosome; recycling endosome; trans-Golgi network
Source: RefSeq, a predicted model, not a curated record